AUGGCCCACCAGUUCCCCAUGCUGUCGGAGUGGGACCCCGCCCUGGACCUCGAGGUCGAGGCGUUCCUCUCCGACAUCGGCUUCGGCUUCCUCGGACCUGACGCCACACCCACGUCGCCUACGACGCCGACGCCGACGCCGACGCCGCCGCUCCUGGACGUGACGACGACUACGACUACGACUACGACUACGGCCACUGCUACUACUACCUCAGCCGCCACCGCAGCCACGCCGCCGGAGGAGGACACGUCGGCGUCGGCGUCGCUGUCCGCGGCAGACGCUGACGAGGUGGAGGAGCGUCGGCUCCGGCGCAGGAUCUCGAACCGCGAGUCGGCGCAGCGGUCCCGCGACCGCAAGCAGCGGCACCUGGAGGAGCUCCGCGGGCGCGCCGCCCGCCUGCGCGCGGGGAACCGCGACCUCGCCGCGCGGCUCCGCGGCGUCCAGGCCCGCGCCGCGCUCGUCCGCCUCACCAACGCCCGCCUGCGCGCCGAGGCCACCGCCCUCGCACGCCGCCUCGCCGCCGCCAGCCGCGCCCUGGCGCUGCGCCAGAUCUACGCCGCCGCCUCCGCGUCCGCGCCUGGUAGUGCCGGCGGCCCCGGCACCGGCAGCGGCAGCGGCAGCGGCGGGUUCUUCGAGCUGCAGGCGCUCGCCUCGCUGAUCGCGUAG
Miscanthus lutarioriparius is the source of this 666-nucleotide messenger RNA. Lineage: Eukaryota; Viridiplantae; Streptophyta; Magnoliopsida; Poales; Poaceae. The record is from the annotation of a GenBank genome assembly.